AUGGCGGCUCCCCUGCUUCUCCUGCUGCUGCUGGCCAUGUUCACAGGCUCAGAUGCGGCGUUCUGCGUGUGCAAGACGGGCGUGCCCGACCAGGGAUUGCAGGCGGCGAUCGACUACGCCUGCAGCAAGGGGGCCGACUGCGCCUCCAGCAAGCAGGGCGGGCCGUGCUACGGCAACGGCAACAAGGUGGCCGUCUGCUCCUACAUCUGCAACAGCUACUACCAGAUGCGGAGCGGCAUGGGAGCCACCUGCGACUUCAACGGCGUCGCCACCCUCACCGGCAGCGACCCCAGCUCCGGCACCUGCAAGUUCGCCUCCGGCCCCAGCAGCGCAGGCACCGGCGGCGGCGCUGGCAUGGGCACCGGCGGGGCUGGAGCUGGCACCGGCGGUGGCAUGGGCGCUGGCGCGGGCACCGGCGCCGGGACAGGCGCUGGAACCGGAGCAGGCACGGGCAUGGGCGCUGGGACGGGGACUAGCACUGGAGCUGGCGCUGGCACCGGCACCGGUACCGGCACGGGGAUCACGACCCCCGGGAACACCCUGAGCCCACCGUUCGGCGGCACGGGCGCGUACGGCCCGUCAGGAGCAGGCAGCACCGACUACAACGACGCCACCGCGCCGCGUGCCGCCGGGCUCCACGUGGUGUCCGCCCUUGCCCUCGUCGCCGCCGCCGCACCUCUCCUCCGCUAG
Molecule: messenger RNA, 690 nt
Organism: Miscanthus lutarioriparius
Lineage: Eukaryota; Viridiplantae; Streptophyta; Magnoliopsida; Poales; Poaceae
Source: the annotation of a GenBank genome assembly